Molecule: messenger RNA, 834 nt
Organism: Callorhinus ursinus (northern fur seal)
Lineage: Eukaryota; Metazoa; Chordata; Mammalia; Carnivora; Otariidae
Product: putative methyltransferase-like protein 21E
Source: RefSeq, a predicted model, not a curated record
UGUUCUGGGAUCCUUGGAAGAAAGGAGUGCUACAUAAGUUCACGGGAUUUUCAAGAAAUGAUCAAGAAAACAUCAAUAUAUAGCCAUCCAUUAGUUCAUCGCUUAAUGGAUCCAGGAGUUGAAAAAGAGAAGAGAGAUGAUGACAAGAAGGUGGUUGCAGAGAUCAUGGCAAGAUGUUUUGUUCCAAGUCUAAUAACAACCACCUCCUGGGAGGGAUUUCAUUUUGUCGGUCAUGAGAUUCGGAUUACUGAAGCCAUGGAUUGUUAUGGUGCUGUUGUUUGGCCAUCGGCCCUUGUUCUAUGCUAUUUUCUGGAAACAAAUGUGAAGCACUAUAAUAUGGUUGACAAAAAUGUGAUUGAAAUCGGAGCUGGAACAGGGCUAGUCUCCAUCGUGGCAAGUUUACUUGGUGCACACGUGACUGCCACAGACUUACCUGAAUUACUUGGAAACCUGCAAUAUAAUAUUUCCCGAAACACCAAAAUGAAAUGCAAGCAUUUGCCUCAGGUUAAAGAGCUCUCCUGGGGCAUAGCUUUAGAUGAGAACUUCCCCAGGUCUUCCAACAAUUUUGACUACAUCCUGGCAGCUGACGUUGUCUACGCCCACCCUUUCCUGGAAGAACUCCUCAUUACCUUUGACCAUCUGUGCAAAGAAACUACCAUCAUCCUCUGGGUCAUGAAAUUCAGGUUGGAGAAAGAAAAUAAAUUUAUAGAUAGAUUUAAGGAGUUGUUUGACCUGGAGGAGAUUUACAAUUUCCCUAGCCUGAAUAUUAAGUUGUAUAAAGCUGUGAAGAAAAGUCAGAGGAGUGCGUGAUACCCUCAAAGGAGGGCUUCAAAA